CCCGGCGGCGGCCUGCGGCCCAACGGGCAGACCAAGCCGCUGCCCGCGCUGAAGCUGGCGCUGGAGUACAUCGUGCCGUGCAUGAACAAGCACGGCAUCUGCGUGGUGGACGACUUCCUGGGCAGGGAGACCGGGCAGCAGAUCGGCGACGAGGUGCGCGCACUGCACGACACCGGCAAGUUCACGGACGGGCAGCUGGUCAGUCAGAAGAGCGACUCGUCCAAGGACAUCCGGGGUGACAAGAUCACCUGGAUCGAGGGCAAGGAGCCCGGCUGCGAGACCAUUGGGCUGCUCAUGAGCAGCAUGGACGACCUGAUCCGCCACUGCAAUGGCAAGCUGGGCAACUACAAGAUCAAUGGCCGGACGAAAGCCAUGGUUGCUUGUUACCCCGGCAAUGGGACAGGUUACGUGCGGCACGUUGAUAACCCAAACGGAGAUGGAAGAUGUGUGACGUGCAUAUACUAUCUGAAUAAAGACUGGGACGCCAAGGUAAGUGGAGGGAUACUUCGAAUUUUUCCAGAAGGCAAAGCCCAGUUUGCUGACAUUGAACCCAAAUUUGAUAGACUGCUGUUUUUCUGGUCUGACCGUCGCAACCCUCAUGAAGUACAACCAGCAUAUGCUACAAGGUACGCAAUAACUGUUUGGUAUUUUGAUGCAGAUGAGCGAGCUCGAGCUAAAGUAAAAUAUCUAACAGGUGAAAAGGGCGUGCGCGUUGAGCUCAACAAGCCCUCCGACCCCGUUGGCAAGGACGUCUAGGCCGCCCUUGGCCAGCAGCACCCUUGUCACCACGCCGUUCCAGACGAGUGGAAGGGGAGGAUCGCAGACACACAGACAUGCGGCAGACACACAGCGGGCCCGCCCAGGACAAGCAGCUCCCCUGAGCUUCGUGGGGCAGGAGCCUUUGCUGAUCUGAACUUGCGCCUGCCACUGCCACCACAGGAAGCGCUCCAGGACUGUCGCUUCCCCACCUGACGCGAACAAGUGCCCUACGUGGAAUUUUCAUUCUUAUAUUUUGCCAGAUCUGUCAUCUAGCUGAGUUCAUUUCAUCUCUCUCUUUUUUAUAUCAAGUUUGAAUUUGGGGUAAUUUUUGUAUGAUUAGGUACAAUUUAUCAAAACUGAAAUGAGAAAAAAAAUUACAGUAUUAUUCCUCAAAAUAACAUCAAUCUAUUUUUGUAAACCUCUUCGUACUAUUAAAUUUUGCCCUAAAAGGUCUCUCACGAUGAUUGUCCAGUGGCUGAGAGUCGGUUUCUUUGGUCUGGAAACAAGGGAAGGAGCACUGUAGUUGCAGCCGGAAGCCCAGACUGCCUUCUUGCCCCGCCGUACACUGAUCUGAACUCGGAGACCUUGCUGUGGUGCAAGUGCUGUCGACACUGUCCAUGUGAAACCUGACCGUGAAGCGAUUGCCAGUGACUAUCAAGUAACCUUGAGUCCCUGUCUUACCAGAAAAAGUGCACAAUAGGAAGGGUUUAUCUUUUCACUUAAUUUUUUUCAGAAACAAAAGUGACUGGCACUAAAGGACUUGAGGGUGUCCCGAGCUUCAGGUUCCCAAGAUAAAGGGCUCUCUUCUGCUCUCAGGCAUGUCCUGUAAUCCUAGAUGACGUAAUCCCAUUUCUCCCUGGCCUCUCCUCAAAUUUACUGUUGCAUUUCUCCCUGGCACUAGGGCCCAUCUGACCUGCAGAUGAGAACCUGAUUCUGCUGAAGAGCACCAGGGGGGAUAAGGAUGCGUUCAGGUGGACAAGGGUGGCUACAGACUCCGCCCACUGGCUGCCCUGCCCAGCCGUGAGGCAUUCCCCAAAUGUCUUGGCCUCCUUACCAGCCCUGAAAGAUUAGCUUAGAAAAGCAGAGAACACAAAAUCAGAUAUUUUUACGUUUCAUGGAUUUUCUUUUUUACUUUUUAGAAAAAGAGGGAUUAUUACAAGAUCACACAAGCUUCCCAAACCUCUUAAAGACUGCAUUGGGAUGGGUGUCAUAUGCGUCACUUCCCUGGUCUUAAGCAAAGCCCAAAGGAUGGUAUCCCUAUUUUGCAUGAAUUAGGUGUAAGACCUUGCACCCUUGGGUUUUCUAUCUCUGUCCUUGAUUUUCUUUGCCAAAAUACAAGUAUACAGAAAUAUUUCUGUAUAUUUCAACCUAUGACAAUUUUAGCAUCUAUAUAGUUUGUAUUCAAUUAGAGACCUUUUCUAUGGAAAGCUCAGUAAUUUUUAUUAAAAGAUUACUAUCGUUCAUGUAAAACAUGAAAAAAAUUGAGAGAAACUGACAGUGUGAACUGGGGGGACCAGAUGCUCAGAGCUGUGACUUCACGCAGCAGGACUCGUGGGAGAAAGGGUGGUGCUUUCCUCUCCCAGGCUCAGUCCUUUCCUGCCUUCUCCUCUACUCCAGAUGAUCAACGGCGCCUCUCCAGCAAGUGCCCAUGCCGGCCUGGAUGUCCGAGUCUUGGCAUCCAGCCUGCAGCACCCCUCUCCACCUCUGGCCCGGCUUACAAGCUCUGUUAUGCAGCGUUGGCAGGAACUGCUCUGUGUUGGUGGAAGGCUUGUUGGAUCCUCAAGACGUACAGCAAUAGCCUUUUAAUUUGGGAGCACUGUUGUCCUUCAGAUGGAUACCUCUGCAGGUGUACAAAGUAUCAGAUUCUACUGUCUAUGGGUUGUGCUUACCAGACAGGUCUUAAAUUGUAUAUUUUUUGGAGAGGUUUAUAUACUUUCUUGGUGAUACAUUGUGAAAAGAUCAAGAAAUCAGCAUAGCCAUUUCUUUAAUAUCCAUUUAAAAUCUAUUCAUUUCAUGUUAGUGGGACUGUUAACCUGUCACUAAGUAGAACUCUAUUUAAAAUUCUUUGUGGCCUAUAUGUGUUAAUUCUGGUUAAAGAUAAAGCUUCAAAAUGCUGUUUUUUCAACACAUUAACCAGCUGUAAAACACAGACCUUUAGCAAUAGCAGGCAAAGAAUUUCAGGAUAGACUACAAAGUCAUGUAAUUUGAAAAGCAGUGUUUCAUUAUGAAGAACGCUGGAGUUGCUUGUAAAGCUAAUCUAAUUAAAAAGAUGUAUAAAUGUUCUUGAAAAAGA
This is a messenger RNA of Ictidomys tridecemlineatus (thirteen-lined ground squirrel), 3052 nucleotides long. It is a transcript of the gene Egln1, whose product is annotated as egl-9 family hypoxia inducible factor 1. The record is from RefSeq and is a predicted model, not a curated record. Gene Ontology annotation, biological process: peptidyl-proline hydroxylation to 4-hydroxy-L-proline; cellular response to hypoxia. Gene Ontology annotation, molecular function: peptidyl-proline 4-dioxygenase activity; L-ascorbic acid binding; ferrous iron binding. Gene Ontology annotation, cellular component: cytoplasm; nucleus. Lineage: Eukaryota; Metazoa; Chordata; Mammalia; Rodentia; Sciuridae.